AUGCUGCCACCCCCAAAUCUGACACCGACCUGCUCCUCACUGCUCCUCUUGUGCCUCUCCACAGACCUGCUCCUCACUGCUCCUCUUGUGCCUCCCCACAGACCUGCCCCUCACUGCUCCUCUUGUGCCUCCCCACAGACCUGCUCCUCACUGCUCCUCUUGUGCCUCCCCACAGACCUGCUCCUCACUGCUCCUCUCCACAGACCUGCUCCUCACUGCUCCUCUUGUGCCUCCCCACAGACCUGCUCCUCACUGCUCUUCUCUACAGACCUGCUCCUCACUGCUCUUCUCUACAGACCUGCUCCUCACUGCUCCUCUCUACAGACCUGCUCCUCACUGCUCCUCUCCACAGACCUGCUCCUCACUGCUCCUCACUGCUCCUCUCCACAGACCUGCUCCUCACUGCUCCUCUCUACAGACCUGCUCCUCACUGCUCCUCUCCACAGACCUGCUCCUCACUGCUCCUCUCUACAGACCUGCUCCUCACUGCUCCUCUCCAGACCUGCUCCUCACUGCUCCUUCCCACAGACCUGCUCCUCACUGCUCCUCUCCACAGACCUGCUCCUCACUGCUCCUCUCCACAGACCUGCUCCUCACUGCUCCUCUCCACAGACCUGCUCCUCACUGCUCCUCUCCACAGACCUGCUCCUCACUGCUCCUCUCCACAGACCUGCUCCUCACUGCUCCUCUCCACAGACCUGCUCCUCACUGCUCCUCUCCACAGACCUGCUCCUCACUGCUCCUCUCUACAGACCUGCUCCUCACUGCUCCUCCCUACAGACCUGCUCCUCUUGUGCCUCCCCACAGACCUGCUCCUCACUGCUCCUUUUGUGCCUCCCCACAGACCUGCUCCUCACUGCUCCUCACUGCUCCUCCCCACAGACCUGCUCCUCACUGCUCCUCUUGUGCCUCCCCACAGACCUGCUCCUCACUGCUCCUCUUGUGCCUCCCCACAGACCUGCUCCUCACUGCUCCUUUUGUGCCUCCCCACAGACCUGCUCCUCACUGCUCCUCCCCCCACAGACCUGCUCCUCACUGCUCCUCUUGUGCCUCCCUACAGACCUGCUCCUCACUGCUCCUCUCCACAGACCUGCUCCUCACUGCUCCUCUCCACAGACCUGCUCCUCACUGCUCCUCUUGUGCCUCUCCACAGACCUGCUCCUCACUGCUCCUCUUGUGCCUCCCCACAGACCUGCUCCUCACUGCUCCUCUCCACAGACCUGCUCCUCACUGCUCCUCCCCACAGACCUGCUCCUCACUGCUCCUCUUGUGCCUCCCCACAGACCUGCUCCUCACUGCUCCUCUUGUGCCUCCCCACAGACCUGCUCCUCACUGCUCCUUUUGUGCCUCCCCACAGACCUGCUCCUCACUGCUCCUCUUGUGCCUCCCCACAGACCUGCUCCUCACUGCUCCUUUUGUGCCUCCCCACAGACCUGCUCCUCACUCCUCCUCUUGUGCCUCCCCACAGACCUGCUCCUCACUGCUCCUCUCCACAGACCUGCUCCUCACUGCUCCUCUCUACAGACCUGCUCCUCACUGCUCCUCUCUACAGACCUGCUCCUCACUGCUCCUCUCCACAGACCUGCUCCUCACUGCUCCUCUUGUGCCUCCCCACAGACCUGCUCCUCACUGCUCCUCUUGUGCCUCCCCACAGACCUGCUCCUCACUGCUCCUCUUGUGCCUCCCCACAGACCUGCUCCUCACUGCUCCUCUUGUGCCUCCCCACAGACCUGCUCCUCACUGCUCCUCUUGUGCCUCUCCACAGACCUGCUCCUCACUGCUCCUCUUGUGCCUCUCCACAGACCUGCUCCUCACUGCUCCUCUCCACAGACCUGCUCCUCACUGCUCCUCCCCACAGACCUGCUCCUCACUGCUCCUCCCCACAGACCUGCUCCUCACUGCUCCUUUUGUGCCUCCCCACAGACCUGCUCCUCACUGCUCCUCUUGUGCCUCCCCACAGACCUGCUCCUCACUGCUCCUUUUGUGCCUCCCCACAGACCUGCUCCUCACUCCUCCUCUUGUGCCUCCCCACAGACCUGCUCCUCACUGCUCCUCCCCACAGACCUGCUCCUCACUGCUCCUCUUGUGCCUCUCCACAGACCUGCUCCUCACUGCUCCUCUCUACAGACCUGCUCCUCACUGCUCCUCUCUACAGACCUGCUCCUCACUGCUCCUCUCGUGCCUCCCCACAGACCUGCUCCUCACUGCUCCUCUUGUGCCUCUCCACAGACCUGCUCCUCACUGCUCCUCUUGUGCCUCCCCACAGACCUGCUCCUCUUGUGCCUCCCCACAGACCUGCUCCUCACUGCUCCUCUUGUGCCUCCCCACAGACCUGCUCCUCACUGCUCCUCUCCACAGACCUGCUCCUCACUGCUCCUCCCCACAGACCUGCUCCUCACUGCUCCUCUUGUGCCUCCCCACAGACCUGCUCCUCACUGCUCCUCUUGUGCCUCCCCACAGACCUGCUCCUCGGCCUUUGCCACUCGUGAUCGCCUGCGCGCUCAUCUGAUCCGUCACGAGGAGAAGGUUCCGUGUCACGUCUGUGGGAAGCUGCUGUCGGCCGCUUACAUCACAGAUCACAUGAGAGUCCACAACCAAUCACAGCACCACUCCUGCCACCUGUGCAACCGCAGCUUCACCACGCUCACAUACCUGCGCGUCCAUGCUCAGAAGCACCAUGGUCAGGAGUGGCGGGAGAGUGGGGGGGCCCGGGGGACGGGGCCAGGCGGCGUGCUGCUGUGUCAGCUCUGUGGCGUCCAGUGCAAGACGGCGACGCAGCUUCAGGGUCACAUGGGCACGCACGCCGAGGCUCAGGGGGGCGGGGCUAACGAGGAGGAGGGCGUGGAGAUCCAGGCCAUCACCACUGCUCGCCCAUCGCCACGGCUAACAGCUAACAGAUUUGCUCUCAUCUCUUCAGAACUCUACAGACUGUUGUACAUACAGCCUCAGACUCUUGUGGAGGCCCUGUCCUUCUGA
Molecule: messenger RNA, 2976 nt
Organism: Knipowitschia caucasica
Lineage: Eukaryota; Metazoa; Chordata; Actinopteri; Gobiiformes; Gobiidae
Source: the annotation of a GenBank genome assembly